UCUCUCUUGAAGAGUAUUUUAUCUUGAAAGAUCUAGCCUAGCUAAGGGUGGAAGAUAUUGAUGAUGACCUCUAGCUACUCAAAUUCUCCAUGUGCUGCUUGCAAAUUUCUAAGAAGAAAAUGUAAUCAAGAUUGCAUUUUUGCACCUUACUUCCCACCAGAAGAGCCUAAAAAAUUUGCCAAUGUUCACAAAGUAUUUGGUGCAAGUAAUGUUAGUAAACUUCUAAAUGAAGUUUUACCUCAUCAAAGGGAAGAUACAGUGAAUUCUUUAGCUUAUGAAGCUGAAGCAAGGAUUAAAGAUCCAGUUUAUGGUUGUGUUGGAUUUAUUUCAGGGCUACAAAGACAACUCCUUGGUCUUCAAAAGGAACUUGAUGCUACAAAUGCUGAUUUGAUUCAAUUUACUAUUCAAGGUUCUUCUUCUCUUGGUCUUGGACAUGUUGAUUACUCUAAUGGUUUUUAUAAUUACCCUUCUAAUUUUGAGCAAUGAUAUGUGAUUUAAUUUCAACCUUUUAUAUGCAUCAAUUAGUUUCCUAUAUCAAUUUAAGUCAAGUUCACUAUUUAGGGUUUCCUAUUGUAAAGUAUUGGAUAUUUUGA
This is a messenger RNA of Trifolium pratense (red clover), 593 nucleotides long. RefSeq names its product LOB domain-containing protein 25-like. The coding region runs from base 61 to 486 and encodes 141 amino acids. The record is from RefSeq and is a predicted model, not a curated record. The transcript is spliced from 2 exons. Lineage: Eukaryota; Viridiplantae; Streptophyta; Magnoliopsida; Fabales; Fabaceae.